Eubalaena glacialis (North Atlantic right whale) is the source of this 5795-nucleotide messenger RNA. RefSeq names its product diphosphoinositol pentakisphosphate kinase 1 (gene PPIP5K1). NCBI's taxonomy places the organism in Eukaryota, Metazoa, Chordata, Mammalia, Artiodactyla, Balaenidae. The transcript is spliced from 32 exons. Gene Ontology annotation, cellular component: cytosol. The record is from RefSeq and is a predicted model, not a curated record. Gene Ontology annotation, biological process: inositol phosphate biosynthetic process; inositol metabolic process. The coding region runs from base 150 to 4841 and encodes 1563 amino acids. Gene Ontology annotation, molecular function: 5-diphosphoinositol pentakisphosphate 1-kinase activity; diphosphoinositol pentakisphosphate kinase activity; inositol hexakisphosphate kinase activity.
CGGGUGCGCGAGCGCAGGGAGGCGGGAAUCAACAGUAGCCUUCCAUGAGGAACUGCCUUUCCCAUUUGCUGCUGGAGUUGACAGUUUUUCCUGCUGGCAGAAUCAGGGACAUGCCAGCACUAGCGGGAUGAGUGGGUGCUCCGGCGGGGAUGUGGUCAUUGCCGGCCAGUGAGGGCGAGAGCGCCACAGCCCACUUCUUCCUUGGAGCUGGAGAUGAGGGGCUGGGCACCCGUGGAAUAGGCAUGAGGACAGAAGAGAGUGACAGCGAGCUCCUUGAGGAUGAGGAGGAUGAAGUGCCUCCUGAACCUCAGAUCAUUGUUGGCAUCUGUGCCAUGACCAAGAAAUCCAAGUCCAAGCCAAUGACCCAAAUCCUAGAGCGACUCUGCAGAUUUGACUACCUGACUGUUAUCAUCCUGGGAGAAGAUGUGAUCCUCAAUGAACCUGUGGAAAACUGGCCAUCCUGCCACUGCCUCAUCUCUUUCCACUCCAAAGGCUUUCCUCUGGACAAAGCUGUUGCUUACUCCAAGCUUCGAAACCCUUUUCUUAUCAAUGACCUGGCUAUGCAGUAUUACAUCCAGGAUAGGAGGGAGGUGUACCGGAUCCUGCAGGAGGAGGGUAUUGAUCUGCCUCGAUAUGCUGUGCUCAACCGUGACCCUGCCCGGCCUGAGGAGUGCAACCUGAUUGAGGGUGAAGACCAGGUGGAGGUAAAUGGAGCCGUCUUUCCCAAGCCCUUUGUGGAGAAGCCAGUGAGUGCAGAGGACCACAAUGUUUACAUCUACUACCCCAGCUCAGCUGGAGGAGGAAGCCAGCGCCUCUUCCGUAAGAUUGGCAGCCGGAGCAGCGUUUACUCUCCUGAGAGCAGCGUCCGUAAGACAGGGUCAUACAUCUAUGAGGAGUUUAUGCCAACAGAUGGCACAGAUGUCAAGGUGUAUACAGUGGGACCAGACUAUGCCCAUGCUGAAGCCAGAAAAUCUCCAGCUUUGGAUGGGAAGGUCGAAAGAGACAGUGAGGGGAAAGAAAUUCGAUAUCCAGUCAUGCUGACUGCCAUGGAAAAGCUGGUGGCCAGGAAAGUCUGCGUAGCUUUUAAGCAAACAGUCUGUGGUUUUGACCUCCUUCGUGCCAAUGGUCACUCCUUUGUGUGUGAUGUCAAUGGCUUCAGUUUUGUCAAGAAUUCGAUGAAAUACUACGAUGACUGUGCCAAGAUUCUGGGGAACACCAUAAUGCGGGAGCUUGCCCCGCAGUUCCAGAUCCCAUGGUCCAUCCCCACAGAGGCUGAGGACAUUCCCAUUGUCCCUACCACAUCUGGCACUAUGAUGGAACUUCGUUGCGUCAUUGCAAUUAUCCGUCAUGGGGAUCGUACCCCCAAGCAGAAGAUGAAGAUGGAAGUGACACACCCAAGGUUUUUUAGUCUAUUUGAAAAACAUGGUGGCUACAAGACAGGGAAAUUAAAACUGAAGCGGCCCGAGCAGCUACAGGAGGUGCUGGACAUCACAAGGCUGCUAUUGGCUGAACUGGAAAAAGAACCAGGUGGUGAGAUUGAGGAGAAGACUGGGAAACUGGAGCAGCUGAAAUCUGUGCUGGAGAUGUAUGGUCACUUCUCAGGCAUCAACCGGAAGGUGCAGUUAACUUACUACCCUCAUGGAGUAAAAGCUUCUAAUGAGGGGCAAGAUCCACAGGGGGAGGCUCUGGCCCCAUCCCUAUUGCUGGUACUGAAGUGGGGUGGAGAACUGACCCCUGCUGGCCGUGUUCAGGCUGAGGAGCUGGGGCGAGCUUUCCGCUGCAUGUACCCUGGAGGACAGGGUGACUAUGCUGGCUUCCCCGGGUGUGGGCUGCUUCGCCUCCAUAGCACCUUCCGCCAUGAUCUCAAGAUAUAUGCCUCUGAUGAGGGCCGUGUCCAGAUGACUGCUGCAGCCUUUGCUAAGGGCCUUCUAGCUCUAGAAGGGGAGCUGACACCCAUUUUGGUACAAAUGGUGAAGAGUGCCAACAUGAACGGGCUCUUGGACAGUGAUGGCGAUUCCCUGAGCAGCUGCCAGCACCGGGUGAAGGCUCGGCUGCACCACAUUUUGCAGCAGGAUGCACCCUUUGGCCCUGAGGAUUAUGAUCAGCUGGCUCCCACUGGAAGCACUUCCCUACUCAACUCCAUGGCUAUAAUCCAGAAUCCUGUGAAGGUCUGUGAUCAGGUAUUUGCCCUGAUUGAAAACCUCACUCACCAGAUCCAGGAACGGAUGCAGGACCCCAAGUCUGUAGACCUGCAGCUUUACCACAGCGAGACACUAGAGCUAAUGCUACAGCGUUGGAGCAAGCUGGAGCGUGACUUCCGACAGAAGAGUGGGCGCUAUGAUAUCAGUAAGAUCCCUGACAUCUAUGACUGUGUCAAGUAUGAUGUGCAGCACAAUGGGAGUCUGGGACUUCAAGGCACAGCAGAGUUGCUCCGUCUCUCUAAGGCACUGGCUGAUGUGGUCAUUCCCCAGGAGUACGGGAUCAGUCGGGAGGAGAAACUGGAAAUUGCCGUGGGCUUCUGUCUUGCACUGCUGCGGAAGAUACUACUUGACCUGCAGAGAACCCACGAGGAUGAGUCUGUCAACAAGCUGCACCCCCUGUACUCCCGAGGAGUGCUCUCCCCAGGCCGCCAUGUUCGAACACGUCUGUACUUCACCAGUGAAAGCCACGUCCACUCCCUACUCAGUGUCUUCCGUUAUGGGGGACUUCUUGAUGAGACCAAGGAUGCACAAUGGCAGCGAGCUUUGGCUUAUCUUAGUGCCAUCUCAGAGCUCAACUACAUGACCCAGAUUGUCAUCAUGCUUUAUGAAGACAACACACGGGAUCCCUUAUCAGAGGAGCGGUUCCAUGUGGAGCUGCACUUCAGCCCUGGAGUGAAAGGUGUCGAGGAAGAAGGCAGUGCCCCAACUGGCUGUGGAUUCCGUCCAGCCUCUUCUGAGAAUGAGGAGAUGAAAACAGACCAAGGCAGCAUGGAGGACCUGUGCCCAGGGAAGGCAUCAGAUGAGCCAGACCGAGCAUUGCAGACCUCACCCCAGCCCUCUGAGGGCCCUGGCCUCCCAAAGAGAUCACCCCUCAUUCGUAACCGCAAAGCCGGCUCCAUGGAGGUCAUGAACAUGCAGUGCACGGGGAACCUGGACCUGAUCCCCUUGCGGGGACGGCGCCGCCGGAGGUCAGGGGACCUCCCCCGGCCUUCCCCAUCCAUCGGCCUACAGCCCCGGGCUGUGUCCACCACUCACCUGGCAUCCUGCACACAGGUGCUUUCUGAGACUUCAUCCUCGAGGCCUGGUGGCUACCGACUCUUUUCAUCUUCACGGCCACCAACAGAGAUGAAGCAGAGCGGCCUAGGCUCACAGUGCACGGGGCUGUUCAGCACCACAGUGCUGGGCGGCUCCUCCAGCGCCCCGAAUCUUCAGGACUACGCCCGCAGCCAAGGCAAAAAGCUACCACCUGCCAGUCUGAAGCACCGAGAUGAGCUGCUGGAUGACCAGCACCCUGUGGUCCGGUUGCUGCGUAGUUGUUCCUCUGACUGCACAGGGGGCCGGCCAGUCUCCUUGGAUGCCACGCUGGCGCAUCACCUGCACCAGUGCUCCUACCACCUGCGCCUCUUCCGGAACUGGCUGCGCUCAGGCCAGGAUGAUCCCGAGUGCCUCUACGGAUUUGAAGGGUGCUCCAUGGUGCCUACCAUUUACCCCCUGGAAACACUGCAUAAUGCCCUUUCCCUGCGUCAAGUGAGUGAAUUCUUGAGUAGAGUCUGCCAGCGCCACACUGAUGCCCAAGCACAGGCAUCUGCAGCCCUCUUUGACUCUAUGCACAGCAACCAGACCUCUGAUAGCCCGUUUUCUCCACCUCGCACUCUUCAUUCACCUACCCUGCAACUCCGGCAGCGCUCUGAAAAGCCCCCUUGGUACAGCAGUGGCCCUUCCAGCACUGUGUCCAGUGCUGGUCCUUCCUCCCCUACUGCAGUGGAUGGUAACUGCCAUUUUGGCUUCAGUGAUCACCCUUCCCUAAAUUCACAUGUGACUGAAGAACAUCAAGGCCUUGGGCUGCUCCAGGAGAGCAUUGGGAAUGGAGCACAAGAGCUCCCCAUAGAAGGGGAGCAAGAGCCUUUUGAACGAAACCAGUCCCCACAGGAACCACCCAUGGAAACCAGCCAGCCAUGCCAGAAGGUUGCUGAGGAGGUCAGCCAACCAUGCCAGGACAUCCCUGAAGAGGUCAGCCAGCCAUGCCAGGAAGUCCCUGACAUCAGCCAACCAUGCAAGGAGAAACAUGAUGAUGUUAACCAGACAUGCCAGGAGGUCCCUCAGAUCAGCCAACCAUGCCAGAAUGCCAGUCAACUGUACCGGAAAGUCUCUGAGGAAGCUUGCGAGCUUUGCCGGGAGAACUCUGAGGAGGUCAACCAGCCACACCAGGGGGUCCCUGUGGAGGUUGGCAGGCUGGUCCAUGGGUUCCCUGUAGGGGUUGGUGGUCUGGCCCAGGAAAUCCUCGUGGAAGUCGGCAAACCAGCCCAAGAGAUCCCUGAGGAGCUCAGCCAGCCAUGCCAGGAGUUCUCUGGGGACAUUGGCAGGCUGGCCCAAGAGGCUUCUGCAAUCAUUUUGUUGUCUCAGGACAUCCCAGAGGUUGAUAAACCAUCCCAAGAGUUCCCUGGGGAGGGUGAUCUGUAUGUCCAGGAGGUCCCAGAGGAGAUGAACCAGCAGCAGUCCUAUGUGGUCCCUGAGUUGAUUGACCAGCUGUCUGGAGAGGAUGUUCUUCAAGUCCAGUAUCCAUCUAGCAAUGCAAACCCUCAGAGCCAGUCUCUAGCCCGUGACCAGAACUCACCCCUUCUGCCAGCAACAUGUGAUUAAUCAUUUUCUCAUUAGUGGUGUCACACUAUAUCAGACAUUUGAGCUAGCAAAUUUUUCUGUUGGCUAACUCACCUGCCAGCAUUAAGGCCUUGGAUCUCACCAGAGGUGUCUGAGGAAGCAGUCCUCUUGGCAUGAAGCAUACUUGUGCCAGAGCUGGGCUUGGGGAGGAGCCAACUUCAUGUUAAAGCAGCUGUUGACUUCUCACCCAGCCAUUAGACUUGAAUAUGAUUUUCUUCAAGAGGUAAAUGGGUCUAUCAUUACCUAACUUUCUCUGAUCAUCCCAGGAAAUCCCAGAUUGGUAAAGGAACUGCCACUUAACUGCUGAAGACAACAUCUGGGGGUAGCAAGUGCAAAAGGGGACUCCAAGGUCUCUGCUUUUCCGGAAAAUAUUCACAACUUUUCAAGGUACCCUUAGACCAUAUGUGCAUUCAGGGGACUCUUGUCUUUGUUAGUAUCCUCAGGUGGGCCCAGGAUGGCUGUCUGAAAUGUCUGGGAAAAAAGAGUUCCUUUCCCAAACAAAUAUCCAUCAUGGCCACAAAUUUUUAGAUUGGGCUUAUGGAUGUUUCCAUAUCAUCCCCAGGUGCCCUCUCUGCCCUAGUCCUGUUCCUCUGGGCAGUAGCUCUAGGGAAAAAUAAGUAUUAGAUUGCUGUGGAAAUUUCUGAGUAACUACUUAAAAUGCUCUGGGGGUUCUUGGCCAGUCUGUAAAGCUGGGCCUCCUUUUGUUGUGGGACUGUAUGGCUUAGGAGAUAUUGUAGUAGAGAAAAAUCAGGUUCUAUUUUAAGCAAUCAGCAGAGAUCAGUAUUGUACAGACAUGAGCAAAGAUUAUAUAUAUAUUUCUGUAGUCGAGCCAGGGACAGACUGGCCAAAGACCAAAUACUCCAGGGUCCCCAUAGGAUUUGUCCUCAUAUCAUUGUGUCUUUAAGGCCAGGUGUGAUUAUGAAGCUUUUCCCAAAG